Messenger RNA from Elephantulus edwardii (Cape elephant shrew), 1050 nucleotides. RefSeq names its product apolipoprotein H (beta-2-glycoprotein I) (gene APOH). NCBI's taxonomy places the organism in Eukaryota, Metazoa, Chordata, Mammalia, Macroscelidea, Macroscelididae. The transcript has 8 exons. The coding region runs from base 1 to 1050 and encodes 349 amino acids. The record is from RefSeq and is a predicted model, not a curated record.
AUGAUUUCCCCUGUGCUCUUCUUCUCCUUGAGUUUUCUUUGUCACGUUGCUAUUGCAGGACGGACCUGUCCCAAGCCAGAUGAAUUACCAAAUGCCGAAGUUACUCCAUUAAAAUCGUCCUAUGAGCCUGGAGAGCAGAUUGUGUACUUCUGCAGGCCGGGCUAUGUGUCCCGGGGAGCCAUGAGGCAGUUCACGUGCCCGCUCACAGGCAUGUGGCCCAUCAACACUCUGAAAUGUCUACCUAGAGUAUGUCCUUUUGCUGGAAUCUUAGAAAAUGGAAUUGUACGCUAUACAACGUUUGAAUAUCCCAACACGAUCAGCUUUGCUUGUAAAAAGGGGUUUUAUCUGAAUGGAACUAAUUCUGCCAAAUGCACUGAGGAAGGAAUCUGGAGCCCAGCGCUUCCUGUCUGUGCACCUGUAACCUGUCCUCCACCACCUAUACCAAAAUUUGCAAAACUUCAUAUUCACAAGCCUUCAGCUGGAAAUAACUCACUGUAUCUGGACACCGCAGUCUUUGAAUGUUUGCCUCAGCAUGCCAUGUUUGGAAAUGACACAAUUACCUGCACCGCACAUGGAAAUUGGUCUGAAUUGCCCGAAUGUAGGGAAGUAAAAUGCCCAUUUCCCUCAAGACCAGAUAAUGGAUUUGUGAACUACCCUGCAAAACAAGCCCUAUACUAUAAGGAUAAAGCCACGUAUGGUUGUCAUGACACUUUUGUUCUGGACGGUCCAGCAGAAGUAGAAUGUGGCAAGCUGGGGAACUGGUCUGCUCAGCCAAGUUGUAAAGCAUCUUGUAAAUUAUCUGUUAAAAAAGCCACUGUGCUUUACAAAGGGGAGAGAGUAAAGCUCCAAGAGAAAUUUAAAAAUGGAAUGUUACAUGGUGAAAAAGUUUCCUUCUUCUGCAAAAAUAAGGAAAAGAAAUGCAGCUACACAGAGGACGCCGAAUGCAUAGAUGGUACCAUUGAAAUCCCCAAAUGCUUCAAGGAGCACAGUUCCUUAGCUUUCUGGAAAACGGAUGCGUCAGAUGUCCAGGCCUGCGAAAGUGAUUCUUAG